AUGGGCAAUACGCAGGAGCGGCCGUCGGAGACGAUAGAUCGCGAGCGGAAACGCCUGGUGGAGACCCUGCAGGCCGACUGCGGGUUGCUGCUGGACGCACUGCUGACUCGAGGCGUGCUCACAGGGGCGGAGUAUGAGGCGUUGGACGCGCUGCCUGAUGCAGAGCGCAGGGUGCGCCGGCUGCUGCUACUAGUACAGAGCAAGGGCGAAGGAGCCUGCCACGAGCUGCUGCGCUGUGCCCAGCUUACCGCGCGCGCACCUGACCCCACUUGGGACUGGCAGCAUGUGGGCCCCGGCUACCGGGACCGCAGCUACGACCCUCCGUGUCCAGGCCACUGGACGCCUGAGACACCCGGCUCCGGAACUGCUUGCCCCGGACUACCCCGAACGUCUGAGUGGGAUGAGGCUGGGGGUCCUGCAGGCUCCGAAGCAGUGCAGUCAGGGACCCCAGAGGAGCCCGAACCGGAGCUGGAAGCUGAGGCCUCUGAGGCAACUGAGCCAGAGCCAGAACCCCAAAUGGAUCCAGAACCCGAACCAGAGGCAGAACCAGAAUUUGAACUGGAGCCCGAGCCUGAGCCGGAGGCUGACUACGAGGCAGUAGAUGAGCCUGAAGGUGUGAGGCUCCCCUCACCUGGUGUCUGGCUGGCAAUUCUUGAAGACCAGUAUGCUGACCAGCGGCUUCCCGCCCAAACUGGAAGGGACCUGGGAUCCUGUGUGGGCUGA
Messenger RNA from Chrysochloris asiatica (Cape golden mole), 723 nucleotides. RefSeq names its product nucleolar protein 3 (apoptosis repressor with CARD domain) (gene NOL3). Bases 1 to 723 code for a protein of 240 amino acids. Gene Ontology annotation, molecular function: cysteine-type endopeptidase inhibitor activity involved in apoptotic process; death receptor binding; caspase binding. The record is from RefSeq and is a predicted model, not a curated record. Gene Ontology annotation, biological process: negative regulation of intrinsic apoptotic signaling pathway; negative regulation of extrinsic apoptotic signaling pathway; negative regulation of release of cytochrome c from mitochondria. Gene Ontology annotation, cellular component: mitochondrion. NCBI's taxonomy places the organism in Eukaryota, Metazoa, Chordata, Mammalia, Afrosoricida, Chrysochloridae. The transcript is spliced from 3 exons.